AUGAAAGAAAAAGUAGAAAGAGCUAUGUCACAAAUUAAAAAGGACAAAUCUCCAGGUCCAGAUAAUAUAUAUGAUGAAUUUUUAAAGUUAAUAGAUGCAGAAGGUGUAUCAUGGCUCACUAAGUUAUUCAGUAGAAUAUAUGCUUCCGGGGAGAUAUCUCAAGUAUGGCUACAGGCUACAUUUUUGACAUUGCCUAAAAACCAAGUGCGUUUUGCAUUCUAUAUUGGAAUCAAAUAG
Macrosiphum euphorbiae (potato aphid) is the source of this 237-nucleotide messenger RNA. The record is from the annotation of a GenBank genome assembly. Lineage: Eukaryota; Metazoa; Arthropoda; Insecta; Hemiptera; Aphididae.